This is a messenger RNA of Rosa chinensis, 1674 nucleotides long. RefSeq lists its product as uncharacterized. Bases 1 to 1674 code for a protein of 557 amino acids. Lineage: Eukaryota; Viridiplantae; Streptophyta; Magnoliopsida; Rosales; Rosaceae. The record is from RefSeq and is a predicted model, not a curated record. The transcript is spliced from 4 exons.
AUGUGUUUUGGUCUAGAUGAUGAUGAGGAUGUUAGAUUUACACAAGGGGGCAAUGAGGAGGCAAAUUCAAGUAAGGAUGAGGAUUAUGAUCCUCAAUUUGAUGAUGAGGAUUAUGACCACUAUGGAACUGAGGAUGAAGAUUGGUUGGAAGAAGCAGAGAUGGAGGCAGCUUCAAAAGCCAAUACUUCAAGGGUCGGAUCAAAGGGUCAUCAGUCAACAGUGGAAGAGGAUUUAGGGCACUUUUCUGAUGAUGAGGAUAUGUUUAGGGAGGUUGGUUCAGAUGAUGAACAACUGCAAUAUGCCAUUAAUUCUGAUGGAGAGUUAGAGGAUGUGGGGAUUGAAUUCAACCCUCUAACUGAUAUGAAAAAACCAAAGUUUUGCUUGGGAAUGAAGUUUGCAGAUGUAAAGGUAUUGAGGGAUGCCUUAAGAGAGAUGGCAAUUCAGGGAGGAUGGGAAUAUGUCUAUAUCAAGAAUGAUAAGACCAAGUUAAGGGUGGUGUGCAAGGAGGAUAACUACCCUUUUUUUUUGUUUGCCUCAAAAAUGCAACAUGAAAGCACUCUUCAGAUGAAGGAGUAUGUAUCAACUCACAAGUGUACAAGAAAGUUCAACAAUAGCAUGGUUCGGAUGAGAUACCUAACUGCAAAGUUCAAGGACCAGAUUGCUCUUAACCAAGAGUUAACACCACAUUCUCUAGCUAAGAUCAUGUCAGCUACCAUUAGAGCUAGAGUUUCAAGGUCCCAGAAUUAUAGAGCUAAAAGAGCUGCCAUGUUGGAGGUUGAGGGAUCCAUUAGAGAGCAGUAUGCUAGGCUGAGGGAUUAUGGGAUGGAGCUGCAUAGGGUUGAUCCAGCAACAACAAUAGACAUAAAAUGUGACUUCAACAACCGAGAGAAGCUACCCAUAUUCAAAAGAAUGUAUAUUUGCCUGGGAGCUUUAAAGGAGGGGUUCAAGGCUGGAUGUAGAGCAGUUAUUGGACUUGAUGGAGCACAUCUUAAAAGUUGCUUUGGGGGUCAGCUUCUAACGGCUGUCGGAAUUGAUGCCAACAAUACUUCUUGGGUUGUGGCAUAUGCAAUGGUGGAGCUGGAAACCAAGGAUAGCUGGACUUGGUUUCUUGAAUUGUUGGUGAAGGACCUGAAAAUCAAAUUCUGUGCAAGACAUUUAUGGACAAACUUCACCAAGCUGUUUCCUGGAAAGGUUAUGAAGGAUCAGAUGUGGAAAGCAGCAAAGUCAACAACUUUGCCUUACUUUAUAAAGGAAAUGGAGGAGAUGAAGUCCCUUGAUGUUGAUGCUUAUAAUUGGUUGACAGCACCCGAGAGGCCACCCAAACAUUGGUCCAGAGCUUACUUCAGACCAGGCAACAAUUGUGAUGUCCUCAUUAACAACAUGUGUGAGAGCUUUAAUGGCCUUGUUGUACAUGUAAGGGGUAAGCCACCUAUCACAAUGUUUGAAGAGAUACAGAUGAAGUUAAUGAGGAGGGUUCAAAGGAGGAAAGACAAGAUGGCAGCUUAUGAAGGAACUAUCUGUCCAAAGGCCAGAAAGGUUAUAGAGAAGAAUAAGAUCAAGGCUGCUGAAGACUGCAUUUCAACAUUCAAUGGUGCGGACCAAGCAGAAGUGGAGAACAUUAAGGGUUCCAAGAAUGUUGUUGACCUUGCUGCAAGGACAUGCAGUUGCAGGUAA